AUGACCACCACAACAACAAACAAUAACAGUUCAAAUUCUCCCACCAGCAAAUUCUUCAAAAACCUUCCUCACCUCGAAUUGACCAACACACCCACCAACUCUUCCAAUUCUUCAACCUCUCUACUCAACCAACACAACAAUUAUCAACAACAAAUUUUCACAUCACAUGAAAACAAGUCAAUAAUUACAACACCACGACGAUUGGACAUUCCACAAUUAAAAAAAUCAGCUACAUCUUCUUUUUAUCAUCUACAGCAAUAUCAACAUGGAAAUGGACUUGCAUGUGAGAGUUUGAUAAGAAAAUUGAAAAGUUUACGAUUUAAAACGAUUACAGUUUUGGUUUCGUUAUUUCUCUUGUUGGUUGCCUUGGUUUUGGCGACCUUGUUGGUGGCUUUUAAUAUUUCCUUUUUGAGUGUGGAGAGAUCGAUAGCUUUGGAGGAUGCAAAGAGGUCGACAAGGGCAUUGUCUGAUGAUUUGGUAACUUUGACAGGUUUUUCACAAAUGAUGAAAUAUCCUAAUGAUACAAAGUGGGGAAUUUCUGAAGAGGAGAAUUAUCCUAAUAUCAUGUUAUUGAGUGCAAUGCCAAUUCAAGACACGGAUUAUUUGAAAAGUUAUGGAGUUCUUGUUUUUGCAAGAUUUCAAACAAGAGAUUUGAUGAGUGACAUGUCUGAAAGAACUCAACUUUGUUUGACAAUGUAUAAUUUGGAUAAUAGUAAUGAUAAGGUUUCAUUUUUGAAAUCAACAAUGUCUGAAUCAGAUUAUUCGACAAUUGACAAGAUGAGAGACAGUGAGUUGACCAAUUCCAUUAAUCAACAAACAAGAGAUUGGAAACCGACUAUUAUAGACUCUACAAAUGUUAGAAACUGGACAAAUAACACUGGAGAUUUUGUAAAAUCAGCCACUUAUACUGAGCUCAGAAAUACUCAAUCAGUUCUCAAUAGACAAUGUGGAGAAUCCGAAACUGAAGAAACUAGAAUGACAGUUUAUCAACAAUUUUAUGACAUUACUCGCACAAAUACAUUUGUAAUGAAAACUGACUUUCCUAGAGAUGUCUAUACGUUGGGAAUUACCUCUUUCUUUAUUACAUGGGGUGUCAUGACUGCCAUGAUUAUUAUUCUUUCCAUUUCUGUAAUUCUCUUUUUAGAAUUUAUCAUUUUGAGAAGAGUAUUAAAAUUGACAAGGGCUGUCAGAGAAAUUACACUCAAUAAUGACAGUAAUCAAAGAGUACCUUCAGUUGGAAAUGAUGAAUUGGGAAUUCUUUCAAAAGAUGUCAAUAACAUGUUACAGACCUUGGAUGCUUCUCAACAAUUGCUCACUCAGGACAAUGAGCUCAUGCAAAGAUUAUUGGAAAAGAUGUCACUCUCUGAGCAAAAGAUAAGAGUCAUUAUGAAUAGUAUUGAUGAUUUCAUUGUGACUGCACAUGCCAAUAAUGGAAAGUUGAUUAAUUUUAAUAAUGCUUUUGAGAGUAGAUUUCUCACAAAAUCGAGAAGUCUCAUAGGGGACUAUUUGAAAUAUGGAGACGAAAGUGGAAAAGAAAGUGAAACGAAUGGUGAUGUGUUGAAAAAGUUGGAGGAAUUAUCUGAAACUAAAACAAGAUGGGAAUCUAUUCUCGUUUCACCACUUGGAUUUGAUACACCUGUCACUAUUUCUGUAACAAAAGUUAACAUGUCAAUUGAGGAAGAAGGAUUAACAUGUCAAGUAUUUGUCAUUGUUGCUCGAAAUAUGAUUCACCAACAGGAAUUGAAGAAGGCAGUCAAGCAAAUGGAAACUUUCAAGCAAAAUUUGGAAUUUGAAAGAGUCUUGUUCAAUCCAAACUUGAGAGAAGAAUUUAGAAGUUUUUGUAAGAAGGAAUGUUCUGAGGAGAAUUUGAAUUUCUUAGAGGAUGUCAUGUUCUAUAAGAGUUUGAAGAAACCAUCCGACAGAGCAAAGAAACAAGAAGAAAUAAUUGAGACCUAUUUGUUAAUUCACUCUCCGACUCCGCUCAAUAUUUCACAACAAACGAGAGACAUUCAUGUGACUAAAAUUAUGGCUGGUUACGGGCAAAUAGAUUUGUUGGAUGGUUUGGAGAGUGUUGUCAAGAGUUUAGUUUGUGGCGACACCUUUAUGAGAUAUUCCAUACAAUUAGAGAAGGACGAACGAGAACAAUUACAAGUUGAAGAGAAUAAAUAUUACAUGUAA
Molecule: messenger RNA, 2178 nt
Organism: Naegleria gruberi
Lineage: Eukaryota; Heterolobosea; Eutetramitea; Acrasida; Naegleriidae
Exons: 2
Coding region: 1-2178 (725 amino acids)
Biological process (GO): signal transduction
Cellular component (GO): membrane
Source: RefSeq, a predicted model, not a curated record